Symphalangus syndactylus (siamang) is the source of this 4111-nucleotide messenger RNA. It is a transcript of the gene RPE65, whose product is annotated as retinoid isomerohydrolase RPE65. Lineage: Eukaryota; Metazoa; Chordata; Mammalia; Primates; Hylobatidae. The record is from RefSeq and is a predicted model, not a curated record. Gene Ontology annotation, molecular function: all-trans-retinyl-ester hydrolase, 11-cis retinol forming activity; beta-carotene 15,15'-dioxygenase activity; retinol isomerase activity. Gene Ontology annotation, biological process: zeaxanthin biosynthetic process; retinal metabolic process.
AAACAGCCAAACAACUGUUAUGGGAACAGCAAGCCCAAAUAAAGCUCAAGCAUCAGGAGGAUCUGAGAGCUGAAAGCAACUUCUGUUCCCCCUCCCUCAGCUGAAGGGGUGGGGAAGGGCUCCCAAAGCCAUAACUCCUUUCAGGGGAUUUAGAAGGCAUAAAAAGGCCCCUGGCUGAGAACUUGCUUCUUCAUUCUGCAGUUGGUACCAGAACUCUGGAUCCUGAACUGGAAGAAAAUGUCUAUCCAGGUUGAGCAUCCUGCUGGUGGUUACAAGAAACUGUUUGAAACUGUGGAGGAACUGUCCUCGCCACUCACAGCUCAUGUAACAGGCAGGAUCCCGCUCUGGCUCACCGGCAGUCUCCUUCGAUGUGGGCCAGGACUCUUUGAAGUUGGAUCUGAGCCAUUUUACCACCUGUUUGAUGGGCAAGCCCUCCUGCACAAGUUUGACUUUAAAGAAGGACAUGUCACAUACCACAGAAGGUUCAUCCGCACUGAUGCUUACGUACGGGCAAUGACUGAGAAGAGGAUUGUCAUCACAGAAUUUGGCACCUGUGCUUUCCCAGACCCCUGCAAGAAUAUAUUUUCCAGGUUUUUUUCUUACUUUCGAGGAGUGGAGGUUACCGACAAUGCCCUUGUUAAUGUCUACCCGGUGGGGGAAGAUUACUACGCCUGCACAGAGACCAACUUUAUUACAAAGAUUAAUCCAGAGACCUUGGAGACAAUUAAGCAGGUUGAUCUUUGCAACUAUGUCUCUGUCAAUGGGGCCACUGCUCACCCCCACAUUGAAAAUGAUGGAACCGUUUACAAUAUUGGUAAUUGCUUUGGAAAAAAUUUUUCAAUUGCCUACAACAUUGUAAAGAUCCCACCACUGCAGGCAGACAAGGAAGAUCCAAUAAGCAAGUCAGAGAUCGUUGUACAAUUCCCCUGCAGUGACCGAUUCAAGCCAUCUUACGUUCAUAGUUUUGGUCUGACUCCCAACUAUAUCGUUUUUGUGGAGACACCAGUCAAAAUUAACCUGUUCAAGUUCCUUUCUUCGUGGAGUCUUUGGGGAGCCAACUACAUGGAUUGUUUUGAGUCCAAUGAAACCAUGGGGGUUUGGCUUCAUAUUGCUGACAAAAAAAGGAAAAAGUACCUCAAUAAUAAAUACAGGACUUCUCCUUUCAACCUCUUCCAUCACAUCAACACCUAUGAAGACAAUGGGUUUCUGAUUGUGGAUCUCUGCUGCUGGAAAGGAUUUGAGUUUGUUUAUAAUUACUUAUAUUUAGCCAAUUUACGUGAGAAUUGGGAAGAGGUGAAAAAAAAUGCCAGAAAGGCUCCCCAACCUGAAGUUAGGAGAUAUGUACUUCCUUUGAAUAUUGACAAGGCUGACACAGGCAAGAAUUUAGUUACGCUCCCCAAUACAACUGCCACUGCAAUUCUGUGCAGUGACGAGACUAUCUGGCUGGAGCCUGAGGUUCUCUUUUCAGGGCCUCGCCAAGCAUUUGAGUUUCCUCAAAUCAAUUACCAGAAGUAUUGUGGGAAAUCUUACACAUAUGCAUAUGGACUUGGCUUGAAUCACUUUGUUCCAGAUAGGCUCUGUAAGCUGAAUGUCAAAACUAAAGAAACUUGGGUUUGGCAAGAGCCUGAUUCAUACCCAUCAGAACCCAUCUUUGUUUCUCACCCAGAUGCCUUGGAAGAAGAUGAUGGUGUAGUUCUGAGUGUGGUGGUGAGCCCAGGAGCAGGACAAAAGCCUGCUUAUCUCCUGAUUCUGAAUGCCAAGGACUUAAGUGAAGUUGCCCGGGCUGAAGUGGAGAUUAACAUCCCUGUCACCUUUCAUGGACUGUUCAAAAAAUCUUGAGCAUACUCUAGCAAGAUAUGUUUUUGGUAGCAAAACCGAGAAAAUCAGCUUCAGGUCUGCAAUCAAAUUCUGUUCAGUUUUAUCCUGCUAUAUGUCAUGGUUUUAACUUGCAGAUGUGCACAAUUUUGCAAUGUUUUACAGAAAGCACUGAGUUGAGCAAGCAAUUCCUUUAUUUUAAAAAAAAGUACAUAUUUAGAUAAUCAUACUUCCUCUGUGAGACAGGCCAUAACUGAAAAACUCUUAAAUAUUUAGCAAUCAAAUAGGAAAUGAAUGUGGACUUACUAAAGGGCUUUUAAUUCCCAUUAUAAGAGCAUAUUGUAGGUACCUAUCUGCUCCAAUUAUAUUUUAACAUUUAAAAACCAAAGUCCUCUAUACUUGAUUUAUAUUAUAUGUGGCUUUGCUGAGUCAAGGAAGUAUCAUGCAAUAAGGCUUAAUUACUAAAUGUCAAACCAAACUUUUUCUCAAACUAGGGACUAUCAUCUAAGAUUAAUUACAGUAAUUUUUUGCGUAUAUGUAACUGCUUAAAGAUUAUGAAUCUUAUGAAUAUUAACCUUUCCGCUUAUUACAGGCAAGUACUAUUAUUUCUGAUUUUAUAAUAAGAAAAUCUACGUUUAAUCAACUGAGGCCUCUCAACCAAAUAACAUCUCAGAGAUUAAGUUAUAUAUUGAAAGCUUAUGUAACAUAAAAGCAAGUACAUAUAAUAGUGACUAUAUUAAAAAAAACAGAGCAUAAAAUACUUAAAAAUGUAAUAUUUACUUAAAAUCAGAUUAUGGGAUGAUGUUGCAGGAUUAUACUUUAUUGCAUCUUUUUUGUUUAAUUAUAUUUAAGCAUUGUGCAAUCACCUGGGAAAAAUAUUAAAUUAUUAACAUUCAGGUAUUAAUGCAUUUUAAGCCUUUUGUUUUUAAAUUUCUUUUGUUCUAGAGAUUGUUUAAAAAUAAAUAUUGACAAAAAUAAUGUUCUAUAUCUUAAUUCUAGUAUCUGUUUUAUGCUUGAAAGCAUUACAUAUCAUGAUACCUAAGAUGAUCAGCAUGGUGUUUGACUAGGUAAAAAUAGGUGGAAGGAACAGACUGACCAGGGUACCUGAUGUAUCCAUUUGAUCUUUAUUUAGAUAAGAUGCAAACUCAUUUUUUAAAUUACAAAUACUCAGUAAAGCAUACUUUGCAAGGAGUAACUAAAAAUACAAAAAAGUAGAAAUUGUAAAAUAAAAUCAUACAGAGCUCACCUAAGUUCAACUGCUGUUAAGAUUUGGGUACUGGUCUUUUUCUUCUUUUCUAUUCCUGUAGAUUUUUUAUGUAAUCAUUAUUUUUCCAUCAGUAAUUACUAGAUAGAACUAAAAAUCUCAAAAAAGAAAGAGAAUGCCAGGGAGCUGCAUGGAAUAUGUCACUGUAGAUAAAUAUCAAUCCAUUGGUUCCUGUCUCUAGACAUGAUAUAUGAACAGAAUUCUACAAAGAAAACUAUUUUUCUAUUUUGUAAAAAAUGUAGAAAAUUAAUUACUGAAAAAUUACUAAGUUUUAGACUUAAUGUCUUCAAAUUUAAAAAAAAGUUCCUACAAUUCCACUUCCUACCCUUGCCAAUCAAUGAUUCCCUGGCUUCUUCCCAUUCAUUUUUCAUGAAGCAAGUCUCACAAUUCAAGGUGACCAUAUCUCCUCCUGCUGUACAAUCCCCUUUAGAGAUCACCAAUGUGUGAAGAAAGGAAAGAGGCAAAUCUACGAUAAUAUUUGGCUAAUACCAUUUCACCAUCAUUGGCAUUCUCAAUUACAAUUAUCACUAAGAUUAGAGCAAGGAGACUUAGGAGCUACUUUUCAAGUGCAAGAUUGAUAUAAGCUUUAAAAACUUAAAUUAGAAUAAGAGAUAUUUAAGUUAUGCAGGAGAGAUUAACUUGUAAAUUUGGACUUUCUAGGAAACACCUACUCCUCGGAGGGAUCUAGAGAAUCAUGUCCCAUCUAUAAAAAAGAAAAUCUGGCCGGGCGCGGUGGCUCACGCUUGUAAUCCCAGCACUUUGGGAGGCCGAGGCGGGUGGAUCACGAGGUCAGGAGAUCGAGACCACAGUGAAACCCCGUCUCUACUAAAAAUACAAAAAAUUAGCCGGGCCUGGUGGCGGGCGCCUGUAGUCCCAGCUACUCCGAGAGGCUGAGGCAGGAGAAUGGCGUGAACCCGGAAGGCGGAGUUUGCAGUGAGCCGAGAUUGCGCCACUGCACUCCAGCCUGGGUGACAGAGCAAGACUCCGACUCAAAAAAAAAAAAAAAAUAAAAAUAAAAAAAAAAAAAGAAAA